GCUUAUUAUUAUUAUUAUUAUUAUUAUUAUGUAUAUAUAGACAUAGUAUCUAGGCACAAUUUAAACAUGUCUGAAAUCGAGUUUAAAAUUCAAACACUUUCUAAAGAAUUUAUACAGUUAGAAGAUGAAUUAGAUCGUUAUAAACAAGCAUCUCAAGAAAAAAGCAUAAAAUACAUGGAAGAAUUAAAUAAGCCUCAGAAAUCAACUAUAGAUAUAACUCAUGACACUAUGAUACAUGUUAAAAAUUGUUUGGAAGAUAUUAAUAAUCGACUAGGAAAUCAUUCAUUAUCUGAAAUAACAACAAACGAUAAGAGUCAAUCCUUGGAUCAAAAUGAUCGAUUUGAUUAUAUGAGACAAAAUUCUUUAGACAAUCGAAGUUAUAGUUAUCAAAAUGGACCUUAUACGAAUGGAAAAACACAAUUUCCCGGGAAAAGAACACCAACACCACCAUCAUCGUCAUUAAAAAGAAAAUUAACAAGAUCACCAAGCCCUGCACCUAGUCAAUACAAGAGAGCAUCUUCGCCCAGAGUUCCUUUUGAGGAAUUUAAAGGAUUAAGAAGUAGUACUCCAACUAGUAUAGAAAAUAAACCAUCUCUACGCAGAGCAUCGCAACAGUCUUUAUUAUCAAUAAAAUCAUCUACUAGUAAUAGUUUAUCACAAAUUGAGUAUUGUUGUACACUUCGUAAUAAUAUACAUACCAUAAUGACACGCUCACAAUCAAUGAGUGACUAUUACAUAUUACCAGCUUUAACCUUUUCAUUUGAUGAAGAUUCAACAAAUGAAGCAUAUAUAUCCACAGACAAUAAUGAAAUGAUUGAAAAUAAGAUUCAAAUAAGUCCUGACCAUCUUUCUCAGCAGCCAUUAUUCUAUAAAAAAAGUUCUAUAGAUAGUCACACAACGAUACCCAUUCAGACACCUACUGAUCAAAAUGAAGGAAAGAUGCUUGAAGAUGUAGAAAUAAAUAAAUCAAUAAAAGUGAAUAAAAAUGAUAUACAAGAACAAUUGAUGACUACUAAAACAAGCAAUAAUAAAGAAGGAGAAAGAGAUAAGCAUAUUCCCGAAAUUAAUGUAGACAGGCAACCUCUGCGUAGAAUCUCUUCUACUGAAAUAGCAAUCAAUGAGCCUACAAAAGAAGAAAAUCAGUUACCUUUAUCUUUUCAAAAACCUGUUUCAAAUGAAACAUCGCCAGCUCAUUCACCUACUACGAUUGACUGGGCAUCUGUAGGUUCUAUUGAGGAUGAAAGACCUCCUGAUUAUUUUGAUGCAGGUUUAAUUACUCCAUUUAGAAGAUAAACUAAAGAAAUAAAUAAAUAAAUUUUCUUUUAUAGUUGAUACAUAA
Cokeromyces recurvatus is the source of this 1339-nucleotide messenger RNA. RefSeq lists its product as uncharacterized. Bases 67 to 1293 code for a protein of 408 amino acids. The record is from RefSeq and is a predicted model, not a curated record. NCBI's taxonomy places the organism in Eukaryota, Fungi, Mucoromycota, Mucoromycetes, Mucorales, Mucoraceae. The transcript has a single exon.